CAAAGGAGGAAUAAGUAGGGAGAAAGAGUAUGAAUGAUAAGGAAGAGAGCUGGGAGGAUAGGGUUACAGACAUUGGAGUAAAUCCCAGCAAGUUCAGCUGCCUUGGGAUGUUGACAGUGUUACAGUGCUAGGGCUAGGAAUGUGUCAAGUAUGACAUAAGGUCAUGGAGGACAUGGGCAUGAAGCUGAAGGAAUGGGCAGUCGCGAUGGGAGUCCCCGAUCAGAACAUGCCCACUGACACUGGAUUCCGAAAUCUCUGUACUGGUCAGUGUCAAGACAUCUGGGAAUAUGUCACUUGCUACGUCAAGCGGAAAGAGGUAGUGAGAGAGAUCAAGGGGAACCUGGAAUGGAACCGGUGGGUAAAAGGCUCUGAGGCUCCAUUGUCUGACAAGGAGCAGAAGAAAAGGAGGAAGCUACUGGAACAACUUGUAUCUCUGCAGACUGAUCUCCAGCAAUUGGACGAAAGCUCAGAGCACGAGCAGCAAGAGAUUGAUGAACAAAUACUGACGGAGACUUGCGAGAGGCUGCAGGAUCUGAAACAGCGAAAUAUUUUGUUACAAGCAUUUCUGCAGCGUGCAGUAAACAGGAGGAAGACACUGGAGGAACAGGGCAAGAAGCUGCACGAUCGGCUACAUGUCUUCAGACAGAUAGGCAGUAAAGCUGAGCAAGAUGUGGGAGUUGACAGUACCAUGGAUGGCAAGUUGUGGCAUGGCAGUGGUUUGGAACCCGAGGUGCUGCAAGAUGUUCGGGGAACGUGUUUCACGAGAUUCCAGCUCCUGAAGUCGUUAUAUGAUGAACAGGAGAGUCCUCUUGGAGGUGGUGGUGACAGGGGCUAUGACCUGAGAAGUGACAGUUAUCAGCAAUGGCUGAACCAGAUAGAGGGUGUUAAUGCGUCACACCCACCAAUCCACAUCCUGGCGGCAGUGCAGACUCUGGCAGCUGAGAAUAAAGAGGAGCUCAUGGAACUCCAAUCGAAAGUGGAUGUGGGAAAGGACAUGGAAGUCCUCAGGUUCUCCUACAGUCGUUCCCACCUACAGGAUGUCUCCGAGGCUCCUGCGGUUCUACGCUCUGUCAAGUCUUUACUUGAGGAGAGAUGGCGAGACUGUGAGGUCCGGGCAGUGGAGAAGAUCGGGGCCCUCAGGCGGGAGAAGGAAAUGAGUGGAAGGCUGACGGCGCUGAAUAAGGAGUUUAAUCGCCUGCUGGAGGAACAGUAUGCGCAUGAUGCUGAGCUCCUGUCUGCUGUCAGGGAGGCCUCGGAGCUGGAACUGACUGCGAUGGAGAAGAGGAGCUACCUCCAGGAGCUCUCGGAACAGGCUCAGCUCUUAGCUAACUCCAUAGAAGCCAAGAACCGUGAGAUCCAGAUCCUGCAGCAGAAGCACAGCAGCAUUCUCCACUUCCAAGCUCUCGUGGAGACAAAGCAAGAUCUCAUCCGUGCUUUAGUGAAAGGGAAUUCAUCAGCCAAGAGUCAACUUAUGAAGACACAAAUGGAGAUUGGCUCCUUCAUGAGGCAGAAACUUGGGGUGCAGGAGGAUCCUAUUCGCUCACUGACCGAGGAGCUCCACAAUUCCGUCAGCAGGGAAGUGAACCUCUUCACAGCCGUUUCACUGCCCACCCUGGAUCGCCGACUUGUAGGAGAGUUCCAGAGGCUUCCUGUCCACAAACUGUCAAUCCACAAACUGGACUCUUCAUUGAACAAUCGUCAAUUCUUCCAGGGCCUCAAGAAGAGUAUGUAUUUCCCGUUCUACAAGGCUCCUGAAUUCCUGCUGGAGCAUGCAGCCAAGAUGAAUGUGGAGCGCAGGUCACUGGAAGCAACUCUGCUCCACCAGAGAGACUCUGUGCAGACACUGCAGAGACGAGACAACAUCACGCCGGUCACUGAUGCAGACGCUCUGAUUGAGCGCAUCCUCUUGCAGAGCUCUGAAUGUGACCAGAAUACCAUUUCAAACAUUCACAAACUCUUGAAUCAGUGCAUUCAAGCCACUGAGUUUACCACUGAACUGAGGAACGAUGUCCAGGACUGGUGGGAGCAGCCGGCCCAGUUUCUCGUUCCCUGGGUUAAGCAGCACGGACACAAUGUGCAAGGCUGGAUUCACAAGUGGAGCGAGCUGGUCCACAGGGGCCUGAUGCAAGCGUGGGGAGACCCUACUGUGAGGAAGCCCUGCUGAAGGGAUGGUGCCAAACCCCCUGAGUGACCCAUGCCCCAUUCAACUAAUCCUGAAGUGGACCAAAGCAUCUAGGCUCUCCUACCCCGUCUGCUCCCGGAUUUCCAAGUCUCAGCUGCUGUGUCGAACAGACAAAAUCAUCUUGUGACUGAUCUGACUUGGACCACCUGUACUCACUCGGAGGAUAUCUGAUCAGCUAACUGCAUGAAUUUGGUUUUAGAUUGGAAAUAAAGGCAAUGAUUUGGAGCAUA
Molecule: messenger RNA, 2412 nt
Organism: Chiloscyllium plagiosum (whitespotted bambooshark)
Lineage: Eukaryota; Metazoa; Chordata; Chondrichthyes; Orectolobiformes; Hemiscylliidae
Gene: haus5
Product: HAUS augmin-like complex, subunit 5
Biological process (GO): centrosome cycle; spindle assembly
Cellular component (GO): centrosome; HAUS complex
Source: RefSeq, a predicted model, not a curated record